Molecule: messenger RNA, 723 nt
Organism: Symbiodinium pilosum
Lineage: Eukaryota; Dinophyceae; Suessiales; Symbiodiniaceae
Source: the annotation of a GenBank genome assembly
AUGUCUAUUUUCUUCUGCAAGCUCACAACCCCGCACGACACCACCUGCGAGGCCCUCGGUGUUGCAGCUCGCAGAAAUGUGCUGGCACGUCGGGCCACCGUGGCACAGUGGAACAACCGCGUGAAGCGGAUUGAAGGUGGCCGUGCUGUCUUCGACGUGACCAUCCCAAAGCCACUGGGAGUAACGCCCAGGGAGUUCCCAAAUCGCCCAGGCGUGGGCAUCGCGGGCAUCAAAAAAGGCGGCAACACGGACCUUUGGAACACUGAGGUGUUGCUCAACGAUGCAGAAGGCAUGUUUGUGCUGGAGGGUGACGAGGUGGUAGCCGUAAACGGCACCUUCUGCGAAGGCGGCGAUUUGAAAACCGUCUCGCAGCUAGUAAAGGAGUCCGAAGGCGACACGGUCACACUAAAGCUGGUUCGCGACUACUUGCGAGGACCUGUCAAAAUCAUUUGGAAGCCAUCUUUGAAAAUGGCGACCUACAAGCGGAAUGCGCUUCUGCGAGCUUGUGAGGAAACCUUGGGUGCCAACGUGCGAUAUUCAUGCGAAGACGGCUGGUGCUCCUCAUGCUGGCAUGCCGAAGAAACUUACAUGACCGUAUUCCGGAUUUGCAAGAUGGAUGUCCCUAAAGAUUGGGACAACAUCGUACCCUUUGUCCUCAUGAGCGCGCUUGAGGUAAAAAACACGAAAGGCACGCCUCUGCUGAGUCGUAGAAUAGGACUAUAG